AAAACACAACAAACAAGCUCUCCCUCCACUCUCUUCUUUUGUAUGCUCGGAGGCUCCGGUUAACGGCGAGCCAUGACGGACGGCCAUCAAUUCAAUAGCAUCUCCCUCGGCGGCCGCGGCGGCACCAAUCCGGGGCAGCUAAAAGUAUAUUCAGGGGGGAUUUUAUGGAAGAAACAAGGAGGUGGGAAAGCAAUUGAGGUUGAUAAAGCAGACAUUGUUGGGGUGACAUGGAUGAAGAUCCCAAAGACAAAUCAAUUUGGUGUUCGAACUAGAGAUGGGUUGUACUACAAGUUCGUCGGAUUCCGAGAUCAGGAUAUCACUAGUUUGACCAAUUAUUUCGAAACUACUUGUGGGAUAGUAGCAGAGGAGAAGAAGCUUUCUGUAAGUGGGCGUAACUGGGGAGAAGUGGAUUUAAGUGAUAAUAUGCUGUCUUUCUUGGUUGACUCUAAACAAGGAUUUGAGGUAUCUUUGGCUGAUGUCUCACAAACACAGCUUCAGGGGAAAAAUGAUGUCACCUUAGAGUUCCAUUUGGAUGACACCGCUGGAGCAAACGAGAAAGAUUCGUUGAUGGAAAUAACUUUUCACAUUCCCAACUCCAACACUCAGUUUAUGGGUGAUGAGAAUCGUCCUCCUGCUCAGGUAUUUUGUGACAAAAUCAAGACAAUGGCAGAUGUUACUCCUGGAGAACAAGAUGCUGUUGUCACGUUUGAGAGUAUUCAAGUUCUCACACCAAGGGGUCGCUACAAUGUGGAACUUCAUCUUUCAUUCUUGCGGUUACAAGGACAGGCUAAUGAUUUCAAAAUUCAGUACAGCAGUGUUGUUCGCCUCUUUCUCCUUCCUAAGUCUAAUCAGCCACAUACCUUUGUUGUUGUUACUCUUGAUCCACCUAUCCGUAAAGGACAAACACUGUAUCCACACAUUGUUUUGCAGUUUGAAACCGAUUAUGUAGUUGAAAGUGAACUGGCGAUAAGCGACGAUCUUUUGAACGGCAAGUACAAAGACAAGUUAGAACCAACUUAUAAGGGACUAAUUCAUGAUGUGUUCACCAAAAGUCUGCAUGGAUUGUCUUCUGCUAAAAUUACAAAACCAGGGAAGUUCCGCAGCUGUCAAGAUGGUUAUGCUGUGAAGUCAUCUCUGAAAGCUGAAGACGGAGUUCUAUAUCCUCUGGAAAAGAGCUUUUUUUUCCUACCCAAACCUCCUACCCUUAUUACGCAUGAUAUGGUUGACUAUGUGGAAUUUGAGAGGCAUGGUGCUGGAGGCUCGAAUAUGCAUUAUUUUGAUCUUCUCAUCAGACUUAAAAGUGAGCAAGAACAUCUGUUUAGAAACAUUCAGAGGAAUGAAUAUCAUGCCCUUUUUGACUUCAUCAGUUCUAAGGGUAUCAAAAUCAUGAACUUAGGAGAUGCCCAAGUAACAGAUGGUGUGUCUCCUCUUCUUGAAGUGGCAGAUGAUGCUGAUCCUGAUCCACAUCUUGUUCGCGUACAGGAGGAAGCUGGAGAUGAAGAUAGUGAUGAAGAGGACGAAGAUUUUGUUCUUGAGAAGGAUGAUGCAGGUUCACCAACUGAUGAUUCUGGGGAUGAAGGUUCUGAUGCUAGUGAAAGUGGAAGUGAGAAAGAGAAGCCUCCUAAAAAGGAUCCCAGGAAAGAACCUUCAACUUCAAAGGUGUCAUCUUCCAAGAAAAAAUCAAAAGAGGUUGACGAAGACGGCCCAAAGAAGAAAAAACAGAAAAAGAAGAAGGAUCCAAACGCACCCAAAAGAGCGAUGUCUGGUUUCAUGUUCUUCUCGAAUAUGGAGAGAGAGAAUGUGAAGAAGACCAACCCUGGCAUUGGAUUCACGGAUGUGGGAAGAGUGCUCGGAGACAAGUGGAAGAAGAUGUCAGCGGAGGAGAAAGAACCAUAUGAAGCAAAAGCCCGUCAAGAUAAAUUACGCUACAAGGAUGAAAUUAGUGGCUACAACAAGAGCAGCACCCCCCAACCCAUGGAUGUGGAUUCAGGGAAUGAAUCUGACACUGAGUAGAUUUGAAGUAGAAACAAAAUAGCCAGUUAUAUUUUGUUGGUCGAUUUUUGUUUGCCUCUUUUGUACUGUGAACAUAUGAGCCUGUCUUUUCAUUAACCGACUGAAGUGGCCUCGGCCCUUCCUCGGCUCUCCUGAUUCCUGGAAGUAUGCUCCAUUCUCCAUUAGAUCACCUUCCGACCUCCAUUGCCAUGUCUUCCACACGGCCUCGAUCGUGUACUGUUGGUGACCUCCUUUAGUUUAGGGUCUGGUGGGGCGAUGUAGCGGUUGCCCGGUCUAAUGAUGGUGGGGUGUAGUCAUUAUUCACAACGCGGACGAAGCCAUGUCUGCACCUCGGCAUUCUUUGGAUCAAUCCCUUCCCAAAGUUGAACGAUAUUGGAAAAAUGGUAUUUUCAUUCUUUUAUUUAACCAAUUUAAAUAAGAGAAUUUAAGUGGGAUCCACUUAAGAUUAAUGAAAGACGAACUUAGUAUUGUGUUUCCAAUAUGAGGGCUACGAGAAAUAGUCACCAAUGACUAGUUGAAUUGGAAGAAAAUAGUUUUGUCCCACCUGAGAAGUUGUGUGUGCUCGCACGGAUAUCGCUCCGGCCCAGUUUCCUUUUGCAUCAAGGAAUUCUUUUUAGACUUCUCAUUUUCCACUAAUUGGUCGCAUUCUG
Messenger RNA from Fragaria vesca subsp. vesca, 2663 nucleotides. Its product is annotated as FACT complex subunit SSRP1-like. NCBI's taxonomy places the organism in Eukaryota, Viridiplantae, Streptophyta, Magnoliopsida, Rosales, Rosaceae. Gene Ontology annotation, molecular function: histone binding; nucleosome binding; DNA binding. Gene Ontology annotation, cellular component: FACT complex; nucleus. Bases 73 to 2013 code for a protein of 646 amino acids. The record is from RefSeq and is a predicted model, not a curated record. The transcript has 16 exons.